Carassius gibelio (silver crucian carp) is the source of this 1321-nucleotide messenger RNA. Its product is annotated as gametocyte-specific factor 1. NCBI's taxonomy places the organism in Eukaryota, Metazoa, Chordata, Actinopteri, Cypriniformes, Cyprinidae. The record is from RefSeq and is a predicted model, not a curated record. Bases 280 to 807 code for a protein of 175 amino acids. The transcript is spliced from 6 exons.
GUCAGGUGCUUCAGAACUAUUAUGAUUAGACGGCAGAACAUACAGCAGUAACGUCUCAUCUUUGUAAGUUCAGAACUGUUGAGGCCCAGUGCUGACUUGUCUGUAAUUUACGUGAAAAUAUAACCUGCAAACACAGUAACCCGCGCGAUCUUGAGUAUUAUUUAUCUCUACCGCUACGAAAGCGUUGUUUUUAUGAGGACCGCUAUCUGUAGACGACCGUUGUAGUGAUAACGCCGUUCUGUUUUAGCAUCUAAAUCCGCAGGACAGUGACUGAGAAAGAUGCCGAAGAGAAGCGACUCGAAGCCCGUUGUUUCAGCUCCACGAUGGGAAGAAGUUCAAGAUUUCUGCAACCCUGACAAACUGCUGUUGUGCCCCUAUGACCCACAUCAUCUGAUCCGGGCCUGUCGGUUCCCGUACCACCUCAUCAAAUGCAGGAAGAAUCAUCCUGAAUUGAUUGGUGAAUUAUGGACUUGUCCAUUCAAUGCACGCCACUUGAUGAGAAAACACGAGCUGUCCCAUCACAUCUCAACCUGUGUGGACCGGUGCACUGUUAAUGACACCUACAUGGCCAGUGACGACACUGAUAGUAAGCUUAAAAUCCCGGUGAGGACCUGGACUGCCCCUCUGUGUGAUGAAGACUGGGAUGAAGAGGUGAAAAAGCAUGUAACAUCAGCGCCAUCUUCUGUCUGGGAUGUGUCCAAAUCACUUCCUCAGGACAGGGAAAACCCCAGCACUUCCAGUAAUGUGACUGCUGGUUUCAGACCACCACAAGUUCUUCCCUGGAUAAGCAGCUCUACUGAUUUUUGAGUUUUUUUUUUUUUGUGUCAACCAUGUCAAGAAUAUUCCUGUACAAAAGACAUUGAAUCCUGAUCGUGUUGGUUUCUUGUUUUGGCGUUUCUUGUAUAUGCCACUAGUUCUUGCAGUGACAAAUUAGUUUUCUUAAUCUUCAGUUUAGUUUCCCAAAGGUGGAGAAGUAAAGACGGUUUAGGUUCUUAGCUGUGUUUACAUCAAACAAAAGAAAAGCUUAUGAUCAGGAUAUACAGAAUACAAGACUUUCAUUGAUGUGUUUUGUGUUAUCAUAGUUGCUUUGUUCCUGUAAUUCUACCUCUGCGGUCUGUUAGGAACGCCUCUUUUUGGUGAACAAGAAUUGUUAGUAGGUUUUUUUUGCCUCGACAAAUGCUGUUUAUAGCACAGAUACUGUUCUAAAGGCAAUUUAUAAAUUCUAAAAUGUUCAUAUUGAAAAUGGCCUUACCAAGUUUGUAGUUUGUGCCUACAUCAGACUGGCAUAUUGUCUUCAAUAAAGCAAUAGUGUCCUCUUUAA